Dama dama (fallow deer) is the source of this 2902-nucleotide messenger RNA. RefSeq names its product dorsal inhibitory axon guidance protein (gene DRAXIN). Gene Ontology annotation, cellular component: extracellular region. Gene Ontology annotation, biological process: axon guidance; Wnt signaling pathway. The coding region runs from base 1 to 1818 and encodes 605 amino acids. NCBI's taxonomy places the organism in Eukaryota, Metazoa, Chordata, Mammalia, Artiodactyla, Cervidae. The record is from RefSeq and is a predicted model, not a curated record. The transcript has 9 exons.
AUGGGGGCCCGGCCCCCGCGAGGGAGACCACCGACCAGAUUACUCCCGCGCGCCUCCCGCUCAACCCGCGGCCGGGCGCUGCUCCGUGACGUCCGCGGCGCUCCGCCGGGUCCUAACGCCGGCUCCAGCCACGCCCACUCCCCACUCAGCCAACCACGGCCGGGCCGCUCCAGAGGCGCCACCGCUGCCUGCACCCCGCCCGUCCCACGCGCCCCGGGCCGCGCAGAGGCGGCUCUAACGCACCGGGAGGAGUGGGCCCGCCUCUCCCGGUGCCCGCAAGGCCGCCCGGCUGCGCCCGCCUUUGUCUACCUUCUUUGUCUGCCCCGCGCCCUCGCGGCGGCGGCGGCGGCUAGGCCUCUGGGGAGCCGGACGGGAACGCCGAGCGCAGCUGGCGAGGGCGCGCUGGCCGGGAGCGCGCUGGGCCCGGCUCGGCCAAGGGCUGCCCCUCGGCUGGGGGCAGCGGAGCCCUCUCCCCCGCCACCCCUCCCUCUCCCCUCCCCGUGUUCCCGCCCCCUUCCUUCCCGCCCGCCCCCCUCCCCCUUCCCUCCAGCCCCUCUCAGCCUCGGCACAUCCUCCUGCCGCCCGCGCACCUCUCCGCGAGGUCCUGGCUUCGCAGCUCUGCCCUCUGCUGCGCUCGGCUCCCGCAGGCGCUCGGCCCGGAGCCCCUCGGCCCCCGCCCCGCCGGUCAGACAGUUGCGCGCCUGGACAAAGGUGGGCUACCUGGAGCGCUCAGGAGCCAGGCGCGCUGGGGACCGAGGCUGGAAGAAGAAGCCCUCGGCUGAGCCCACCACCCACCCUGCCCCCAUGCUGCUCCUCGCCCUCCUCCUGCUCCUGGAGCUGAGCCUGGCAGGCUCCCUGGGACCCGGAAGCUCUGCUCAGAACCUCCCGGAGAAUCAUAUUGACCUCUCGGGACCAGCACUGUGGACGCCUCAGGCCAGCCACCACCGUCGGCGGGGCCUGGGCAAGAAGGAGCGGGGCCCAGGCACACCUGGCUGGACCCAGGAUGGGGCUGUGGUCACUGCCACCAAGCAGGCCUCCAGGCUCCCAGGGGCAGAGGGACUGCUGCGUGGGCCGAGUCCUGCAGGCCUGCUGCAGGACAAAGGUCUGCUCCGGGGGCUGACUCGGCCCUACCCCGAGAAGGAGAGCCGGGCUCCAGGGUCAGAGAGGGUGAAGAAACGAGGCAGGGAGCACAAGAGACGGAAGGAGAGGUUGAGGCUGCACAGAGGCCGAGCCUUGGUCAGAGGCCCCAGCUCCCUGAUGAAGAAGGCGGAGCUCUCAGAAGACCAGUCCCCGGAUGCUUUGAUGGAGGAAUCCUCCACCAGCCUGGCCCCCACCAUACUCUACCUCACCACCUUUGAGGCACCUGCCACCGAAGAAUCACUGAUCCUGCCCGUCACAUCCCUGUGGCCCCAGGCUCACCCCAGGCCUGACGGGGAGGUGAUGCCCACACUGGACAUGGCCUUGUUCGACUGGACUGACUAUGAAGACUUAAAGCCUGAGGUCUGGCCAUCCACAAAGAAGAAAGAGAAACACCGUGGCAAACUCUCCAGUGAUGGGAACGAAACAUCACCAGCUAAAGGGGAGCCCUGCGACCAUCACCAGGACUGCCUGCCAGGGACCUGCUGCGACCUCCGGGAGCAUCUCUGCACGCCCCACAACCGAGGCCUGAACAACAAAUGCUUUGACGACUGCAUGUGCGUGGAAGGGCUGCGCUGCUACGCCAAAUUCCACCGGAACCGCAGGGUCACCAGGAGAAAGGGGCGCUGCGUGGAGCCCGAAACGGCCAACGGCGACCAGGGGUCUUUCAUCAACGUUUAGCGGCCCGCGCGAGACGCCUCCGCACCAGCCUGGGGAGCGAGCUCCGGAGUUUUGGAGAAGCCGGGCAGUUUGUUUAUAACUAGCGGUGGCGGAUCAAAUGCGGGACCAGCUGACUGAGGCUGCAGGCUCAGAUCCAGGACGCUCUGUUCCGAGCCCUUGACGAACUGCCCCUGCCCAGGAGCCGAGCAGCAGCACGCCUGCACCCAGCCCUGGGCGGACGAGAGACCCACACCGCCUGCGCAUCCGGUGUCCGUGUUCUCCGCGAUGGCAAUGUCGAGAGUGCCCUCUAUCGUCCGACCGCAGCACUGCAACGGUUUCAAGUUUCAAAAGGAAGUUUUUGAGCUGGGAAAGAAUGGAAACUCCUGGAGAGACGGGGAACCAAAAGGCGGGAGAUGAAUACCGAAGCACCUCCUAUGUACCAGGCACUGUGCUAAACGCGGGCCAUACGUUAUCUCGUUUAUCACAUGACCUUUUAAAGUAGGCAUAAUCACCAUUUUACAAGUGAGGAAACUGAGGCAGGCUUAAAUGAUCUUGUCCAGGGUCCCAGAUCAAUGCUCCUCAAACCUUCACCUGUGUGAGAAUGCCCAGGGAUCUGGUUAAAAUGCAGAUUCCAAUUCAGUCGAUUCUGCAUUUCUAACAAGGUUCAGGGCUUGCUGAUGCUCCUGGUGACCCGGGACCUCACUGAAAGCACCAGGUCCCGGGGAGUCAGGAGUGGAGCUGGCAUCUGAACCUGGGUCUGCCCAGAUCCAAGGCUCACAUCCUUGCUCUUCCACAACCAAGGACUCAUUCCAAGUUCUCCACGGCUUUCGGUGAGAGACACAUGUUCCCUGCUGGCUCCUUUUGCUGUGGUGAAGGCUGGAAUAACAGACAAUUCCUUCCCUGGACAAAGGUGUAUCAUUUCAAAGAAGAAGAAAAAAAGAAAAUGUGCAUUAAGCACCUGCUUGCUUACAAGGCAGGAUUUGGGCAGAUUGGCGAACUGGUGUUCUGAGAGAGGAAGUGUUUAAGGGAAACGGUAAAGCUGUUCCUUAUGUCUAUGGCCCUGCUCACCAGGACUUGCACCUUGGAGGGCCCUGAAAGCUGCCAU